Culex quinquefasciatus (southern house mosquito) is the source of this 9106-nucleotide messenger RNA. It is a transcript of the gene mtgo, whose product is annotated as fibronectin type-III domain-containing protein 3a. Lineage: Eukaryota; Metazoa; Arthropoda; Insecta; Diptera; Culicidae. Gene Ontology annotation, molecular function: protein binding; acid phosphatase activity; metal ion binding. The coding region runs from base 1014 to 5870 and encodes 1618 amino acids. The transcript has 6 exons. The record is from RefSeq and is a predicted model, not a curated record.
GUCGCACACAGUCUUGCACGUCGCAGAUCGCACAGAGCCCACAAAACUCUUUCGUGUCAUCGCCACUACACUUACAAAAAAAAAGGUCUCGGGGUUGUCCGGAAUCUACAGCUCUCGAAUUCCUCCGGAACGUAGUGCUCGCGUGGCCGUGCGGUAUCGUGUGAAAAUGGUUCGGGGCUCCGACCGGUGGUUCGUUGCGUUUGGUUCCGGCCGCUAGGGCGCUCAUCCGUGUUGCUGUAUAUCUGUGUUUGAUAAAGUGUGUUGUACCGCCCUCGCCCCCUCCGUCUCUCUCUGUCCCUCCCUGCCUCUGUCUCUGUCUCUCCCAAAGUGUAUAGUACCAAUAUACCCCACUCGGGCAGAGAGUAGUAGUAGAAACAGAGCGGCAGAGUUGUGACCUCCUCCUGAUAGCGGCAACGGCAGCCCAUCAUCUUGCUUUUGGACGACGACGACGGCGGCGGAAAAUGUGCGUAAUUGGAUCACCAGCUAAUUGAUGGAACACGGCCGCCACAGAUGACGACGACAGCAGUCGGCCAGUCGAAACCACCAGCAGAAGCAGCAAACGGGAAGACAACGCUUCUUCCCCAAAGACCGUGAUAACGCGCGCAUUUGAACAUGUAUUUGUAAAUGAUUAAUUAAUCAAGGCUGGUUUUGUUGCGAGAGCGAGAAGAAAAAUAGUGAUUGUGAAACUCGUGUGUGUUAAUCGUUAUUGUUGAAAGCCGGGACACAAACCACAAAUUGAACAUUGUUGGGAGAUUGGGAAGGAAGAAAGAAUAAACUUUGAAUCGUGCCCGUUUAUUGACCCCGUUUUUUGAGGGACUUUUGUGUGUUUUUGUUCGUUUGUUUUUGUUACGUUACGUUACGUACUGUGAAUCGCGAAAAUCUCCAACUCUCCGGAGAGUGAAGAGCGCGCGGGAAGUGUUUGUGGAAGCAAGGAGCAGAAACAGGAAGACAUAAUUGAAACUACGGACCGAGCCGGUGGUGGUGUGGGUGCCUACCGUCCCAAGCGCUUUUCGAUGGUAAAGGCACCGGUGUUAACCUCCGUGCCACAGCAGCAGCAGCAGCAGCAACAGCAGCAUCAUCAGCCACAACAUUUUCAUCAAUUUUCCCUGCCACCUCCGCCGAUCCUCAGCGGAACCUCCAGCAGUGCCAAAAGCGGCAGCCGGAGUUCUGGAAAGAUGGCCAGUGGAGGAAGUGGAAUUUCGGUGACAACGACGACCGCGGCCGCAAUUGCCGUGGUGGCCCCGACUGCUCGAACGGUCCAAGUUUCGACGGCAUCGUCCGCCAACGGUGGCGGGGCCGGAGCCGCGCCGGUCCUGUCGAUUCAGCAGGCCGGCGCCGCGGUUUCGUUGAAGACACCCACGUUGCAGGCGCAAAGACUUCAACCGUUGCACCACGUCCAUCACCACCACCACCAUCAGCUGAUCAAUGGUAUCGCAACGGUGGCAACGGCCGCCGCCCCUCCGACAGCGGCAACCCUUCCGGCAAAUGCAGCCGCCGGUGUAGGGCAUCCCGCGGCACCGGCCACCGCCACUUGGCCAAUCGUGGAGCCGGUUUUCCACUUCGGACCAGGCUUUGAACCGCAAACGCGACCCUACUGUCCGGCCCAUUCGCAACCGUCGGAGCACGUGGUGCUGUUUCACGUCAACCCGGGAGUAUCGGUGACGUUCCAGAUAGGCAACAGCCGGGAAAUUAUUCGAGGUCCAGUGACCGUGCCGAUGGUGUCACAGAACGGUACUCCUCCGAUGGCGAUGCCGGUGCAGGUUCCGCCGGGCCACGUCAUGCAGCAGAUCGUGGACGAAAACGGCACGCUGCGGCACGUCAUCCUCUCCACCCAGCACCAGCAGCUCGGCCAGGGCGGUGUCCAGCAUCAUCUGCAUGGACAUUUUAUUAAUGGUACUACACCGCAGUACUUUAACCCGCUGGCCGCUGGCUACCAGGCGGGACCGGGACCCGGGGGACCCCACAUCUACCAGUCGCCCCUAAUUACGGGCGGUGGACAGGCUGCGGCGGCGGCGGCGGCUGCCGGAGGUGGGGCUGGAACCCACACCAUCCACACGGCGGCCGGGGCCCAGCAGUCCAACGUGACCCACUCGCCGUCACCGCCCCACUCCAACAACAACCAGUACCACAAGGACGAACGAACCCAGCGGCAGCACACCAAACUGCUGCGAAAGCUCGAGCAGAAGCACCGCGAAGUACUGAAUGCCGCCCUUACGACGCAGCUGCCGCCCUCGCCGCGAAAGCACACCGAGGUCAACGGGAACGCACGUAAGCAUCAGCAGAACCAGCAGCAGCAGCAACACCUUCAACUGCAUCAACAGCAUCCGCUGCAGCACUUGCAUCCGGGACUGCUUCAACAGCAUCCGCACCUCCAUCCGCAGCAGCAGAACCCGAACCAGAACCAUCAGCAGCAGCAGCAGCCACAUCACCGUAACGGAACGUCCUCGCAGGACACGUCCGAGGACGGUGAAGAGUCUUCCAGCAUGCCGGACGAAGAGGACGACAACACGCAGAGCAUCGUGGAACACCUGAGCUCGGUGCCGUCGCCGCAGGUCAACGAAAUUACGUCCCGAUCGGCGUUGUUCCAGUGGGCGGCGCCAAGUCCGUUGCCCCCGCACGAGUCGCUCCCGUUCAACGUGCACGAUCUGCACUACGAGCUGCUGCUGAGCGAUCCGGGCAAGGAGAACAAGUACAAGAGCAUCUUCAAGGGCAGCUCUCUCAGCUGCAUGGUGCAGGAUCUGCGACCGGGCCAGGAGUACACCGUCCGGCUGCAGGUCUACCUCGAGCAGCUGCACGGCUCACCGACGGAAGCGUCCACGUUCAACACGCCGCCGUGCGAACCCGACACGCCCAAAACGCCCACGUUGAUUGCCCGAACGAAGAACUCGCUGCAGCUACGUUGGAACGCCGCCGUCGACAACGGGUCGCACAUUACCAACUACAUCCUGGAGUACGACAACGGCAAGUACAACGGAAUGAUCCACCUGAUCAACGCCCAGAACUGCGACUUUGUCGAGGUGUGCAAAACCAAGGGCAAACAGUUCACCGUGAACAAGCUGCACCCGUCAAUGUGCUACAUCUUCCGGCUGUCGGCGGUCAACGAGUACGGUCGCAGUGGCUACUCGGACUUGGUCAAAUUCAACACUGCCGGCAAUCCGCCACCACAACCGGCACCGCCAACGUUGCAGCACGCGACGGCCGCCUCGCUCAAACUGGCCUGGCAGCGACGAUCGCCGAGCGAAGGCUUCACGCUGCAAAUGAACGACCUGGACCUGGGCUACGGGUACAAAAACAUCUACACCGGGAUGGACACCGUGUACGAGUGUGUAGGUUUAAGACGAGCAACGACAUUCCAAUUUAGGGUAAAGGCCGAAAACGAAAACGGCCAGAGUCCGUUCAGCAAGGAGGUAGUGUUCAAGACUCUGCCGGCGUGCCCUGGCCGGCCAACGAAACCUCAGGUGAAGGGAAAGAUUCACGCAACAGCAUUUAAGGUCAAGUGGGACCAACCGAUGGACACGGGCGGUGCCGACAUCCAGCUCUACCAUCUGGAAAUCAGCUCCGGUGCAAUGUACGAACGGAUAUACAGCGGCAAAGAGUCGGAAACGAUGAUCGAACGGCUAAGUCCGGGAACGGCUUACCAAAUCCGCGUACUCUGCGAAGGCCCCGGAGGAAUCAGCACCUUCUCGGAACCAUCCACGGUAACGACGGAACCGGUCGCCCCACGGCCACCCCAACGACCGUACUGCAGUGGCGCACCAACGCCGUACGCCGCCUGUCUCAUGUGGGACAAACCGGACUACAACGGCGGAGCGCCAAUCCUCGAGUACGAAAUGGAAGUCGAGUUGACGAACAAAACACGCCAAUCGUGCUACCGCGGCAAGGACCUCUUCUGCGUCGUGAAAGACCUCCGACCGGGUGAGAUGUACACGGUCCAGGUUCGUGCGUACAACCGCAUCGGAGCCGGCGAGUGGUCCGAAGAGUACAGUUUCCACGCGGGAGCAGCACCGCCAAACGCUCCCAAAGAGCUGACCAUCACGCUGAAAUCGCCAACCCAUCUAACUGUGAUCUGGGACGAACCGCACUGCAACGGAGCGCCAAUCAGCGAGUACAUCCUCCAGUCGAGUACCGCACCGGACGCCGAAGCGGAACAGUCGCUCUUCCAAACCGUCUAUCACGGCCAGCAGCGAACGGCUGAGCUGAAAAAUCUCGCACCAUUCACCAACUACCACUUCCGGGUUUGCGCGGUCAACAGUGCCGGCAGUUCCCGCUACUCGACCACAUUCUCGCAAAAAACGCCCGCGGCACCGCCCAACGUGCCCGUCCUCGGGCAGCACAAAAUCACGGCCAAAAGUAUACUUAUCUGCUGGGAGACCCCGCAAUCGAACGGAUCCCAAAUCACCCACUACAACAUUGAGUGCGGCGAUCGGGUCAUCACAAGCGAUGCCGCUUCAACCUUGUGCCGAAGCACGCGAACCCGCACAAGCGGCGAUCACUCCAAGCGGUCGGCACGACGCGACGAAGAGGACGACGAAGCAGUCUCCGAUGCCGACGAGGACGACUCGGACCCCGAAGAGGAGGAAGAAGUCGAGGACGAUGCGUCGGAAGCGGCCAGCAUUGCCAGUGCCACGCUCGCCGAAAAAGCAAACCGCAACGAACUGCUCAUCGAAGACCUCCACCCGGAGAGCGUAUACAAGCUGCGGAUACAAGCCGUCAACGAGAUCGGCACCGGACCCUUCUCCGGAUACAUCAAAUUCACCACAGCACCACUGCCACCGAAACCACCAAAGCUGGAAUGCAUCCAGCAUGGCUUCUCGCACCUGAAGCUGCGCUGGGGCGAAGGCAAGAACCUCGUAGAUCUGGCCCGGUACUACGUCGAGCUGGAAAACGCCCGCACCGGCGAGUACCAGAACGUGUACACGGGAACGCGAAGCACCUGCAAGGUGAUGAAACUGCACGAACUCACCCCGUACACGUUCCGGAUAGCGGUCAAGACCAAGCACGCCGGCAUGGGCGAUUACUCGGAGGAUUUCGUGUUUGUGACGAGUGCGGCCACGCCCAACACGAUCAAAGCGCCACGCGUUUACAUCGAACCACUGAACAGCGGAGGAAGUGGCAACAACUCGCCCGCCCAUCCACCCUCGUCGGUCAACGGAAGCGUCAGCAAUCUGAACACCAUUGUCCAGGGAAGCACCCAUCUGACGACGGGUCAGACGACGGCUGCGGGAGGAGGAGGAGGAGGAGCAGGAGUGCUGACGAUCGAGUGGCAGACGAGCCGAAACAAUCCGUUUGCCGAUGCGAUCGAGUACGUGCUGCAGAUCGCCAAGAGCAAGGACCAGGACUUUCAAGAGGUUUACCGCGGUCCGGAGACGCGUUACACCAUCCACAACCUGAGCUACGGCGUCGGUUACCUGUUCAAGGUGUGCCCGAUCCGCAUCCGGUCCAACGGGGAGGAAAUCUACGGCGUAUUUUCGCCCUCGCUGCACCACCAGCUGACACCGCACCGGGUUUCGUCCGCAAUGCACGGUAGCCACUCGCGCUUCAACGGGUCCGGUCACGAUGAUGUUGACGGUGGCAGCGGAACGGCUGGCGCCCACCAGACGCGGACGCUGUACGCCGGCAACGUGGUCAACAGCCGACACGAACUGAUUCUGCGCAAUCCGGCCGUUGGUGCUGGCCACCAACAGCAUCAGCAUCAGAACCAGCAUCAGCACCACAGUUCAGCAUCGGCACAAAGUCUGCUGGCGCUGCCCAGGGGUGGAAAUCUGGUCCAGACCGUGUCGGAACUGUUGGAGGCGGACUCGAGCAAGGCGGUCGUGUGCGUUCUGCUGUUUAUCGUGCUGUCGGUGAUUGUGGCCGCGUUUCUCAAGUGAGCAAGCGUUGAGUCGUCGUCGUCGUCGUUGUUGUGUUGUAUUUUGUCGUUUUGGUUGUAUGAACAAAAGAAAUAGUGAAUGGGAAAACAAAGAAGAGGGAGGGAGAGAGCAUUACACAUACCGAGAAAAAAAAAAUAACAAAAAUAUAUUCGUAUAAUCAAAAUGCAGCAUCGCCGCUCUUAUCGUUCUCGUUUAGCUUAUCUCAUCAGCGACGCAGCAGCAGCUCUCUUUUGAAUGCUCUUUCGAUGAGACUUGGAGUAAGUAAGAGAGGGAAAAUUGAUGGCUGGAUUGGGUUGAGAGGGAAGUCGUGGUGUUUUUAUUUGUCGUGUAUUUUAUACGCUUGUUACUAGCAAACUAUGCUCAAAUUAACCAGCUACUCAAAGCUACUUGUCGUGGAAGCCGUUGGUAUAAUUUUAUUUAAAAAUAUUUUCAGGGUGGCCACUUUCAACCUAGAAUUCAUAUAAAUUCAGACGUAUUUUUACAUGAAAUUUUGCAUUUUUUUUCAAUUAUUUUAAAUGAAUUAGACUUUUACUUUGUAAUUUUUUAGCAAAUUUUGUUUCUCUAAGAACUGAAUAGGAAACUUAAAGUAAAUUUUCAAAACAAUCUUGUGCAAUUUAUUUUCUAAUUUUUCAUACAUCUUUUUUAAAUGGCCAUCCUUUCAGACAAACUUAUUUUUUUUUUCGAAAACAACAAUAUUUUAAUCGAUUAAUAUUAAUAUUGCUGUGACAGUUGCUGUUGCUUCCGUCAAUAAAAUACACAAAGUAAACCCCAAUAAAAGAGCCAACAAUUAACCAACUUGCUGUUAGCUUCAUUGAGAAAAAGCGAAAUUAGCUGAAAAGAUCAGAGAGAUAGAGCUGGGUAACAAAAAAUAUUCUAUGUUAAAUUUGCUAUAUUGUUUAUCUCACAAAGAUCACACACUCACUCAUACAUACACACACAAACAAAUUCAAACGUUUAUUCUGAUUAUGGUGAACAAGUGGAAACGUUUUUAAAAAAAUGCCCGCGCAAAACAGUGUCCUUAUCAUACGCUUACACAAAGUUUAAAAAAGUGUUUAAUAAGAGAUUUGAAGAAAUUUGUUGUCGUCCACUCCUUCUUUAAAAAAAAGCAUUGUUUUCGGCGUGCGCGCUUUGUUGUGUUGCAAGCGAUAAGGUCAAAUCUGCUACUGAAAAAAAAACUGACGAAAGAAAAAGAAAAACAAGUAAUAGCCAAUAAAACAAGGAAAACUAUAGUAUUAUUAAUCGUAGAAGAAAGAAACUUACAAAAACACACUCACAGAAAACACAAACAACAAACAGAAUUGAGCUGAAAAGGUUAAAACGCUGCAGAAAAGUAGACAACACGCCACACUCACACACACCACCAUAAUAAAACCAUUUCUCUCUUAUAAAAAGCCCUUCGUCGAGGGGCAAACAUGAUGCAUUCCAUAGAAGCUCUUUUUUUACUUUGUAAUCCUUUUUAUUAUUUAAAUUAUUACAGGCAAUAUACUUAGAAAAAAAAAACAAGGAAUCAAAAUAAUUAAAACACCAUUAAUGUGUAAAAAAAAUCGCUACCAAGAUGAAUUUUAAUAUUAGGAUAUUAUGAAAAACAAACAAAAAAAAACAGGAAAAAAACAAUUAUGACACAAAUCCACACACUAGAAACAGGACACGCAGAUCUGCACCUAAACAAAAAUCCACAUUUAAUUUAUCACACCAGCUUGCAGUUAUGAUUUAACGCAGUUGGCCAUGGAGCAUUCAAACAAGAACGUUGACCUACUUAGUCGGAGACAUUUCCAUGGCCUACCACCACAAACACCAACCGAAACAUUUAUUAGUUUGAAAACCACGGUGAAAAAUGUGCAAUUUUUAAUACCUUUUUUCGUUUUUGUUUUUUUUUCUGCUAGGCAUUUCUCCCAAUUAUUUAGUUUAAUUCUAUUUAAAUUACAAUUUAUUUUAUUUUUUUCACCAUAGUUGCAAUUAUGCAAACAAAACAAACACACGCAGAAACCCCGUAGUUAGAAAAUUAACCAAUAAACAUUUACACUAGAAAGAAAGAGCGAGCGAGAGAGGGUAGCAAAAAAAAAGGAAAGAGCAUUUUUUCUUAACUCUAUUUUUUUAUUUGUUAUUUAGUUUUAUUCUAUUACCCUCGAAAACGUAUUUGCAAUAGGCGAGUCAAAUUUCCCCCAACUUUAUUUGUGUAUUAUUUUAUUGGUAAACUUUUGCAAUAACAAGAAGAAGAUAAAAAAACAAGAGAAAGCAUAUUUACAACCUUAUUUAUCACACAAACAGACAAACGAAUGAUUUGUAAGCACCCUUCAGUUCACCCAUUUCCGCGUUCAAAACGUUCAACACACACAGGCAAGAAAGAAAGAGAGAGUGCAGAGAAGCAAACGAACAAGAGUUAUACGAAAUGAGAGAGGGAGAGCAGAACAAUGCAGGAAGCAGGGAGACAAAAAAACUUUUAGGGAAAAUUGUACUAUAUUUAAAGAAACAGAGCAUUUUCGGUUGUUGAAAAUUUUGUUUUAUGAUUGGGAGAGAGAGAAAUUAAACGAUUGUGCUGGAGCAAACGGACAAAAAGGCUUUAACUACUGAUUUUAGGAAUAUCUAAAGUAAAGAGAAAACAAAAUGUGCAUAUAAAAAAAGUAUCUUAACCGUACACACCCACUCAGACACUCACAAGAACAGACAAAACAUACGUCAGAACGUGAAGGACGAGAGCAAACAAAACAACAAACACAAAGUAAACAUACGCAAAGCAAACCACAAAAUAUGCUGCAAAUCGAAACAAAACUGUACUACAUGUAUAACUACAAAUAUACAGAGAGAAGAAAAAAACGCAAAAAAAAAACAAUUGUAUAUUUCAUUACUGUUCAAGCUGCUUGAAUUUUGUUGAAACACAGAAAAAAAAUCAACGUGAUUGUCGUCAUCGUCGUCGUCGUGUAAAUAUAUAUGCAAAAGAGAAGACGGAAGAAGCUCUGUGAAUUGUUUCGCUUCACCAACACAAACCACAAACAAACACGUAUGUAUUCUAGUGGAACAAAACAAAACAAACAAAAAAAAAAACAAUGAGAAACGGAAACGAAAUGAGAAGGAAAUCAAAAUGGGAGAGAGCAAGGAUGAACGCGCGUGACUAGGACAAAACUAAUAAAUAAAUAAUGGUAAACCUAGGUUUCUUGUAUUAAUUCUAUGCAUAAACUGAUAAACAAUACACACCCACAAAACAAACAACCUACUCUAUUGAAUGAUGAUGAUGAUGA